GUCUUUCAGUUACUCACGAUCCUGCCGCGGUGGUGCGUCCGCCCUUCGGCGAGUGCGUACCUGUUCACGAGAAACGAUGCAACCGUGUCACUAGGCCGUGCGUGUCGCACGUGAUACCUGAUCCGCACGGUUACUCGUUUUUCCUUGUUCCUCCGCCGUCGAUUAAUCGUUCCCGGAGAUGCGAUCUUCGCCGAAUCUUCGGGGGCAACGUGCGCGAUCGACCUUUUGAGAGAAUAGAUUUUCCCUCGAUCCCCAGCCCCUUCGUCGCUGUAUCUGAACGUAGGGCGAGCCCUUCCGUGCGUGUCGAUCGUAACGCGAGAGAACCCGGCUGAUGUCGUUUGGAAGUGAACGAAAGAGUAUUCGCUACCGUCAGACGUUUCUACUGGAAACAUGCAUAAACGCCGGUCCUUCGAUGGGAAUCUCCAGGAACAGGUUUUGCCGAUUCCGGUGCAGAUGUUCCUUUGGCGAAAGCUGAGGCCAUUCAUUCGUGCGAAACUUGGCAAGGUUCACGAAGCAUCCUGCACGUUCUGUCAACACGCGCCAGGCCAUCAUUUGACGAAGGAAGCUUGUUCGUCACUCGAGAAAGUGUUAGUACAAAAUCUGCACAAUGAUCUACUACCCUCUUUGCGGGUGAUACUGGGCACGGUGCCACGCUGGCGUUUGAUCCAAGCUGCCCUUCCCUAUGUUCUCCACGCCACCGCCAAUCUUCUGCACAAUAGGAAGGAUUUUCAAACUCUCGGAGCGACGGAAACGACGCUUCUCUACAUUCUACAUUGGAUUCUUCUCGACUCCGCCGAAGAAUGCACCGAACCAGACGCCGACGCCGGGAAUCCAUUUUAUUAUUUGUUUUCCAUACCCGUGAUAAGCCUAUUCGUCUAUCUGUUUGCACCGCUGUGCAAUCAUUUGAAAGACAUCGAUUUCAAAACGAAUUUACGACUAGAAAACGGCUUAAAAAUAUGGUCGGCUAUGUACGAGUGCCGUCACCCAGACACGCGAUGUUUUACCGCCCAUUGCAAAAUUAAACCGCAGAUUUUAUGGAGUCGCUCCUUCAAGGCUUCUAAACAGCAUCAAGUGUCCGACGACGUCUUCGUCGGAGGAAAUGUCGAAAGUCCUCCUAGUCAGUCUGCCAAUGCGUUCUCUGACCAAAGCGUCGAUAAACCGACGAAGCAGAGCGAAGAUUUCUCGUCUGUGUCGUCGCCAAAGGACACGGUAUUUCCCGAGACGAUCCCAGAGGAGACUUCUGGCGCCGAGGACGAACACGUAGUGAUCUUCAGGCUACCGUCCGUCAACAGGUCAGAAAGAGCACACGAUGGGAGUGAACCUAGUAUUUACCACGUGGCAAUGGGUAGGUCGACAGGUUUCUCAAAACUCACAAUAGAACAAGUUACAGCGAUUUCAGGACUUGAUACCUGUAAACAGUAUCACGAAAGAUCCACGAGUUAUGGGAGUACGGAGAAGAAGAAAGAUGAGCAUAAGACGGAGAAGGAAGCUCAGGAUAAGUCGAAGAGAAAAGCUUCGAUCACCCAACAAACUUCUGGCGAUGCAACCGGUGCAGCGUUGGCCAGUAGCUAUCCUGAUGUCGAGUCGGACGUUCGAGCUGCAACUUUUCUGGAUGUAGCUGUUCUUAGGUGCCUUUUCGUUUCCCAGUGGCAGGAGGAGGGCGUACAUUGGGCUUUACAAUUUUUAUACCACAGGUUACGAAUGGUCAAUGAAGAAACAUCGGUACAGCAAAUGCCACGUCGCCGAAGUAAUUCCUUGCCCAUUCCAAAAAUCGAAGUAUCCAUUUACCAAAGUCCUGAAAGCAAAAAGAAGGAGGUACCCAAGAGCUUUAUAGAAAUACCGGAAGCAAGAGACGUCUCUGUAGUAUCCAGCACAGACAAUGGUAUACAACGUUACGAAUUAACAGUAAUAUUCCUUUUUAUAAUUGCAAUUAUUGUAAUCGUUUCUGCGUCAGGUCACGAUACUGACACGAGUCAUCAUACGAGACGGGCCAGCGAGAAGUCGAAGAAGAGAAUGAAAAUGGCUGAUCUUAAAGCGUUCGUCGAGACGAAAUUGUUAUCGAAAUCCGAAAAGGCGCUUGAGAAAAUUGGUCAAGACGAGCCGAAAAUGUUAUUCGAUCAGGAGAGUCACAGGAGUCUAGACACGGGAGACGAUCGUUUAAGAGAGCGGCGUACUUCGACGAGUUCAAAAAUAUUCGACGCGAAAGAUAUCGAUUACAUGAAGCAUCCGACGAAUUUAAUCAAAGGAAAAAGCAUGCCGAGUUUAAGCUGCUUGAUUAACGAGCUGACCGCGGGAGGGUGUGUCGGCGAUACUCGUAUGGAGAGGAAACAGGGGUUUUAUAGCCAAUCGUACACCGCGCCGAACCCUAUAAUCACUGUUACUGAACACACGCCCACUCCAUCCCCGGAUUACAUGAAGCGACAGGGUUCAAUCGACAGUCAAUUAGACGUGAUUAGUAUGCACGGUAGUCGACUGGAAUCCGAAAGGAAACCGAGUCUGACUCGAUCACAAACAGAUUCCAAUAUUACUUAUGGCAGCGACGAAUUACCAGAAGCACCUGGUUCUGGUUGUUACAUCACCAAAGAGGGUGACAUAGAUUUACAAGUUGUUUUAAAAGCUGUUCAUUCUAUUGCUUUGAGAGACAACAAUUGUUGCACAUUGCGCGUAUGCGAGAACAUUUUAAACUUGGUAGAACUUCUAAUGGACAUGGGAGUAAUGAGACAAUGUCUGCGCGACGAAAUGGGCAGCAUAGCAGAGUCAACCACAGAGAAGCCGGAGACCGGAAAGAAGAAAGAUUUUCCCGAGAACGAUCAGGAAUAUGUUUUGGAAGAGACCAAGUAUUCCUCUCACCAUCUUCUGAUGAGCUGCGUGAUCAGAGUAGUGAAGCACUUAGGCUGUCCGCACAGUUGUUCCGACGGUAUACGUGGCUCGCAGGCAGACUUCUGCCGUUCACAGAGCCACACGAUCCUAACGAAGUUGCACCGCGCCAGCUCGAAACAGUUCUCGAGGUUUCUCAAACAGCUGGUGCGGGAGCAACCGAUACCGGAGAUACUGGAAUUCUUUCACUCGUUCGUUGGAUUCUGCAUGGAUCCAAGUUCGUUACUAUCUCCGCUUAAUCAAAAACGAGGAUCCAGUAAGUCGCCUGACGUCGGGUCGCAGAGUGGAUACGCGACGAAUUUCGGCGCCAAUUUGAUGGGAGGGAUGAUCGGCGCCGGUACCUCGUCUGCCGCGGGAAGCGCGACGGCUACCGGAAGCGUCGUCGCAGCGUACAGCCUGAGUGCUCACAGCGUCCGCGGGAUAGAGGGCAACAUUUUCAGUUACGUCUUCAAGCCGCUGGUCUCGCGUUUCGUGAAAUCUUUAAAAGAGCUGAAGUUGCAAGAGAAUUUAAACUUGUAUUACGACCUUCGACAGUUCAUGUCCUACGUGAAAGAAGUUCACGGCGGUGUUUUUAGGCGCGUGGUUCUCAGCGGGUUUCUGGAGUCCGCCGAUCGACCGAAUAAACGGUGCAACAGCAACGUCCAAACGACGCGAGUCAUUAGGCACAUACACCAAUCAGAUUUGGAGGAGCACGCGGAUAUUGGAGGCGACACGUGUUUCACUGUAGACGACAGGGGAACUCGGAAAUUUCUAUUCAAAAAGAGAAGCACAUCAUCAACUUGCGCGAGUCUUAUAGAAACAGAGGUGAGCGAGGAGAACGCGAAGAUCAGCCAAAGUCCUUUGGGAAAUAUAAGAAAGAAGCAUCACAUUCUGACCCCGCGGCAGAGCGAACGCAAUUUAGGGAUCGAAUCCAUAAGUUCUGGGAAAAUUCGUAAAUCGACUCGCUUCCAAAUUGGCGGAAUAGUUAAUUGGUUCCGAAAAGAUUACGGCAGAACCGAUUCCACUGACAGUCACGAGAGUAGCGAAUCGCCAACGGAGGGUUUCGUUAGGCAACCCAGUUUCCAUUACGGCCAUCACCGUAGCGCAUCCAGAUCUGGACGUGGUGUGAGUUUAACGUUGCAAAAGGCAAAGCGUCGGAUGGAGGAUCAGUUGAAUAAAAUUGGCUUUGGAAAAAGUAAGAAGAAGGAGAGCAUGGAGGAAGCUCCCGGAAGUUAUUUCAGUAGAAAGAAUUCUAUGGAGUUCGGUGAAGCCUCUAGAGAAUCUGAAUUCGUGGUGUUGAAAGAAAGGAGGCUGGUACCUCGCAAUGCUAUUUACGAAGGAAUGCUACGAUUCUCAUUUCUGUUGGAAACGUGUCAGCCGGGUUCAGUUCCUGAUCACCACCUAAUGGCUGCGAUUUUAGACCUCCCUCACGCACCGGUGGCCGCACGUGCGUGUUUGCUGUUGGAAUGCGCCCACUUCGUCCACCAGUGCAAUAAAGGACAAUGGCCAAUUUGGAUGAAGAUGAACAUUCCCCUGUUUCGUACAUCGGGUCCCAUGAACAACAGAAACGCGAACACGGUAUCUGCCAAGUGUCACGUGUUACAACGUACUGCAGGCAAAAUGUUUUACCAAUGGGCAGAGGCUAUAGGUGCAAGAUUGGAAGCAUUAAUGCAUGAGGACGAACAAAAUGCUGAACAAGUGACAGCGAUGGUGUCUGAUGAAAACAAGCAACGAGAGUUAAUUAUAGAAGACGAAGAAGAAGACUUCCUCGAUGAAGCAAGUAUAAAUGGCUACGGGUCGCAAUGUCCCAUGGCGUUACGUUUCGCUGCUUGCAUUUUGCUACUAGAGGUGACAGCAUUCUUGAGGGAAGCUUAUAAAAAUUUGCCGAAGUACAACAAGCAUCUAACGAAGGAGCGACCACAGCCUUGGGACAGGAUGUACAGCAGGGAAGCGAACCGACGAUGGAGCAUGGCGCUCUCAUCGAUGGGCCAUUCUCAGACAUCGGCCCAGAGCCUUCAAUCGAUCGUCGGUGAUCGCGAAGUGGCCCCGGAACGGAAGAUCAGUUUUGUCCUGUACGAACCUGACAACGAAUCAGAAGGUAGUAGCAAAUCAACUGUUACGAUACAAGGGGAAGAUUUUCAAUGCGCGGAGAAAUCUAAACGGGUACAACAUCCACAAGGUCGGCCGUUCUUGCUGCGUCGCGGUACCGCGGAGAAUGCAACCGGGUCGUUUAAGAAAAGGAGUCUGAGGCUUCGCCGUGGUACUAAAGAAGGCAAGGACACUGAAUGCGAGGCUUAUACUGUGAGGCGAGCUGACUCGAUACAGUCUAAACGAAAAGUUAGCUCGCUGUCGGACAGAAGCGACACUUCGGAACCUGGUUUCGGCGGUGAAGUCAGCGGCGAGGAAUCGCCGGGUAUACUGAUCGACGACCAGCCGCCGGAGAGUCCUAGCGACAGUAACGAGACCGACGAGACGAACAGAAAUUUCCCUUGGAUGAAAGUUCUCGUUCAGUUCUCCAAUUCGUUCAACUUCUGUUGCUCGCAUCAGAACUUCUGUCACCCGUAUUGUCAUCGACGGCAGAUGCGGGCUUGUUGUAGACUGAUCAAGUCCGUGAGAAAGAUUUACGGCGAGAAGUUCGGAAUUUUGAAUGGCAUGAGCAUGUUCGACUUAGACGCGGAUAAGAAAGAGACGAGCAAGAAGGAGAAACGUAGUCGAAAGAUCUCGGAACAGGCUAGUACUCAGGUGUCGCCCGUUCGAAGAAAGGACAGCGUAGGGAAGAAGUACAAAAUUGACAAGAAUCUCGACGGCACUCAGUCCGUAAAAAUGUCGCAACGCGACUCUUCGAAAGACUUGGUCGAGGACGCUGAACGAGGGAAAGAACCUUCGAAUAAGUCCGACGGCAUUGACAAAGAGAAUUCAGAGAUGCUGAAGUAUCUGAAGAGCCAAGUGAAAGAUAUAUUUCACGCGCCGUUGGCUACUUUGGUGAAGGGGGCAGUAGUAAUGACGGAGGAACUGUUCGUGGACGUCCUUCCGGUCGCCUGGGAACUUCUGUUAGAGGCGAACCAAGAAGUAGCGGCCUCAGCUGCUUCGCUUUUCAUAGUCGCAGCCGUGCGUGCGCCGAACCAAGCCAGCGAGCUGAUGCACCACGGCCUCCAGCACAGCAGCACGAGCGUGCGAAUAAAUGCAAUACUCAGGUUCCAAGUUCUAUGGAAAUUACGGUACCAGGUGUGGCCGCGUAUGGAAGACAACGCGCACCUAACGUUCAAAGUUCCCCCGCCAGGAAUCGAAUUCACAUUACCGUCACCGAAGAUCGGCAUAGAGUCACUGCCGGUCGUCGACCCACCGUGGAUGCCGCAAGUGAAAACGAAGGUGGAGGAAGUGACCAUCAACCAGGAGCACCAUAGGUCCCUGGUGACGGCAACGAAAACGCGUAAGAAGCAACAAACUGAACUCAUAAAAAAGGCUUUACAGGCACAAGACGACAAGAAACGCGAAGAAAGGGAAAACUUUCUGAUCACAACCAUACCGAUUACCGUACAGGCAGCCUACGAGCCCAGUCCUGUCGGGGAUGAUCAUGACGAAGGAAAUGUUGGAGAGGAAGACGGUGGUGAAACUAUGGCAAGGAACACGUCUCAUCACGGCCAGUCAGCACCCUCUUUAUUCCCCUCCUCCCUGUGUUCUGCGAUCGUUCAAAUAAUUAAUUUACUUGACGACGCCACAGUGUCAGAUGACGGGAGCGCCGUUUACGAAAUUGCAUAUCAAGUAAUUUGGAAUUGUUUGGUGGAGGACAGCGCGUUGUUCCUUCGAUACGUUUUGGAACGACUCACCAGAGAGAAACAAGAAUUAAUGUUUAAAAUUUUACGACACCUCAUAAGAUUCGUGCCAAAGCUGCCUCAACAAGCUGCUUUCGCUCUGUAUAAUUAUAUAAUCGGAUACGUCAUGUUUUACGCUCGUUCGCCGCACGAGGAAGGUCAGAAGUUAAUUGGGACUGCUUUAUCUAUACUGUGGAUGGUUGUUCACAGCGUGCACGGGAUAAUGUUUAAAGAUUUGAAGCAAAUACUACGAAAGGAGCAGUGCGACGCUUCAAUUCUAUUAACCGCGAAUGUGCCGUCAGCAAAACGGAUCGUGGUUCACGGUCCCCAAGACCCGGACGCCGGUGGAAUUCCCUCGCAAUUCCCAGUUCAAGAAGACACGCAAUUCUGCCAAAUACUUCGCGAAUCGUUGGACUUCUUCGGCAUCGAAGAGUCGAAGCACCGGGAAUACUUCCUCGUCGAUUAUAAAACACAUGAAAUACGCAACCCGUCGUCGUACGUUCGGGACUAUUACUUCUUCAAAGGCAGGUCGCAAUUCUCAGAGAUCGAGCUGGUGCACAUGAAACCGGAUGACGCGUUCAAAGCGUUGCAGCGGCAGGAGUUGGUCCACAAGUUCGUAGAGAUCGGCAAGGUCCUAUUAACGUGGGCAAUUUUGAAGAACGUAGACAUGGUCGUACAGAGGGUGGUUUUUCUCCACGAGGAACUAAUGAAGCUACCCUCUUUCCCGAGAAGAGCACUAGAGGCGGACUUGGAUUUAUACAAGGGUGGUGAAAUUGGUAGGGAAUUGCUUGGUUUGGACGUGAUGCACAAGUUUAUGUGGGUCAGACUGAUUGCUCGUAUGUUCGAGGCGAUGGCCGGGAAUUUUGCCUACUCGGGGGACAUUCAUCUCUUCUUAAACGUUUUAAACGGCGCGGUGAUUAUUCACAGCGAAGACUCCUGCAUCUUACGCUACGUCGUCGCCACGUAUAUUAACGCAGCGCACAACUUCAAGAAUAUCUUCUCAACGAACGGCUAUCUGCUAAUUAUGCCGACGCUGUUGCAAUUGUAUUCGACCCAUCAGACGAAUAAAUUGGUGACGACCACGGUCGAAUACGCUGUGAAACAGUUUUACCUCAUGAACCGAAAACCGUUUAUUCUACAAAUGUUCGGAAGCGUUUCUACUAUAUUGGACACAGACGAGACCAGCCUUCACGGAGACGCUCAUAAGGUACCCUCUACGUGCCUGUUUAAUUUAUUGCUAAGUCUGGAAACUCCGUCACCGGAUCCUUUGAAUAUAGACGAAUUAGUUAAAGAAGAGAAGCCAUUGAAGGCUAUCGAUUUCUGUUAUCACGACGAGAAUGAAAUGGUCACUGUAUUGGACUGCAUAUCUCUUUGCGUAAUGGUGAUCGCUUACGCACCUGAUUCUGUUCGAGGUCAACAAAUGCUUAUUAUAUUAGAAGCGAUACUGCCUUGCUACGUGCAACGAAUACAAUCGCCAUCGUACAACAAAGAGGGGAAAACAGAAAAAGAAAUAAUAAAUCAAUUGGCUGUAGCCAUGAAAACCUUGGUGAAUAAUUCCGAGGCACUCACGAAAUAUUACAACGGGCCACAAAAAUCGAGUCCCGAGCACAAGGGUUCCAGCCAACGGAAUUAUGGCAAGGGUCCUUAUUCGCCUGGUUUCGAUUUCGAGGAUGAAACACACCCGACGAAAUAUAUCGAACAUGGCAGAGCCCGAAACCUUUACGACAACGACGAUUUCGAAAGCUCUCAUAAGAACGAGUUCCGCAGACCGCGCGAUACUUUAUUAAACAUGAUAGGCGACUUCGUGGCCCGCUGCUCCGUCCGGUUGGUGGAGUUGAACAAAAAGUCCCAAGAUGGGAAGACAAUUGAAUUGUUAGACUCGAAAUGUCACAUAAGAUUGGCGGAUAUCGCGCAUAGCCUUUUGAAGAUAUCGCCGUACGAUGCGGGCACGAUGGGCUGCCGUGGCUUGAAGAGAUACAUGAACGACAUUUUACCUUCUAGCGAUUGGUCUAGCGACGAUAUGAAACCUGCAUUGACAAAUAUUUUGAGGAGACUCGAUAAGACUUUCAGCAAAAUUUAUAAAAAGGCUUCUAUAAGGAGGAAUACUGAUUGGACCGCGGCGAGCGAUCUUUUGAGAGGAGUGUACGAGACGUUGGUCAAAUGCCCAUACAUUGCCCAUUAUCAAUAUUUGAAAGCUCUGCUAGCUACCUGCCAGUCAUUAAUCAUCGGAGAUACUCCACCGGAGGAUAUGACAUCAGCAUCCUCGGCCGCUUUAAUGAGCAAAAUACCUCCGCAGCAUUUCUGCUCCACGGUUCUUCGACUAAUCGCGCUUUACGUUAUAUCCGUCGGUGAAGGAUACUUGCAUUCUAUGUUCACGAAUCAAACUCGUAUCGAGAACAUACUCCUUAAUUUAUUGAUACCACUGUUCCUGCGUGUGGGAACCGGAAGAAAAGAUGUGCCGAAGCUGAGACAGUCGGAUAUUAAUUUUGCUUUAAGUGCUGUACUGAACACGUUAUGGCCAUUGACUUCUAAACCGAUACCGGUUACCACGCAGAAUUUGAAGACAGCAACAGAUAUGAGAGCGGGUAGUUUAACGUUCGUAGUGAGGGACUCGAAAACUUCGACGAAAACAUCUUUAACUUUGUAUCAAGUUGCCUUUUUAGCAUUGAAAAUAAUGACGAUAUGCUUCGAGACGGAAUUGAAAACCGAGUGGCCAAGAAUCUUACGCACAAUGCGUUUAUUGAAUAAACGUAACGAGGCCGCCAAUUAUGUAUGGAAUUUUAUAGAAUUCGUGGUCACUCAUCGCACCCCUUUAUACAUUCAAAUGCUGCCAUUCAUCAUCCACAAGGUCGGGCAAGCGCCGAUCUCGGAACACGAGAGGAACAUGCAGAACAGCAUACGUGCGAAAAUUAUUGGCGACACUAAAACGGUACCGAAAUCACGCGGCACACUAUUGACAGAUUUGAUACACGAAUUGAAGGACUUGAAGGAGGAGAUCGAGGACCGGAAAUUCGAUGAACUGCAACCCGAGCCAAAGAGAAGCGUCGUGGACAUGCAUUGCACCGAUGGGCAGCCACGCACGCAGAGGCUAUCCUUGAUCGACCUCUUAACCGGAGAUCUAGGAUCAAGGAGUCACGUGAAUCACCAGUCGAAUUCGAGUAGCACUCUUAAGACAUCGCAGCCGAGUCAAAUAUCGGCACCGCCAAACGGUACUCAGACUGCACGCGGAUCGAGCACGAGCGGUGGUUCCUCCACUCUUCGCGAGGCCAGCGAGGCUGGCAUCAGCGAACAGCCGCUGGCCGAGCAGCAACAGCAGCAACAAUCAACAGAUAAAUCCCAACCAUCUUCUACUACUAGCGAUGAACGUAACCAUGUAAAGCCUCAUCCUAUAUUAACUCAUCAAAAGGCGCCAAAACUGCGCUUUCUCUCUUCCGUAGAGUUUAGGCACUCAUCAGGGGAAACCGUGACGAGUCAGCUCAGCCCAACCAGUCCAAACGAGGACAGUUCAGGCGAAUGCCGGCCAGACAAACCUCGGUUACAACGCUCUAUGGGUCAAAGCAAGAAAACUUUGCGGCUGCGAAAGAGUCGAAGAACUCCCGCAGAAACAGCGCAGUCGAGAUCAGAACCAAGUAAUAUCUCGCCGCAGCCACAGACGAGCCAACAGCCGGCCGUGCUUACACCACCGACUCCCGUACCAUUGGAAUCAUCGGCCUUUAGCAUCGCCUCGGAUUCAUCAUCGAUUCGUUCGCGGAGGAGCUCGUCGAUUCGUCAGUCUGACUGCGAGAAGGGCGGCAGCCUACCGAACGAACAAAUGCACGCGAACGUCCAUCACCACCAUUACCAUCACUACCACCACCAUCACCAUCUUCACCUGCAGACGUCGGACGUCUCUUGGGACGACGAUACGUCCAGCACGUCCGGCUAUCGCGAGUCCUACAGCAUGCAACUGGUGUCUUUGGACGGCGGUAACAAUAACACGCGUCAGAUUCACGCGCCGCCAUUAGCCUCGCCGGAUCUGAACGACAUACCGUCGACCAGUAGCACGACGACUCACGUUUUCGAGGGAAGCUCGCCGGACUGCUCGAUCAAUGGAAGCGGUGCAGAGAAAACGGCGCUAUUGACUGUCAGUCAAAGAUCGAGCUCGCAACAUUCGUUGCUGAUGGUGUUCCCGAAUCAGGACGAAGACACGUUGAUAUAGGUAACUUCUACGCACCGCGACGAGACUGAACGAAGCUUAAAUAAAUAACUUUUAACCGCUGACCGAUACUCCAGUGCAUAUAUUUGUUACGCGUCUCAUUUGAUGUUACAGAGUAUUUAAUAAAAUAUCUUUUGUCGAGAUGUAUUUCAUUUAUGUAUAGGCAGGAGUACAAUGUUUUCGGUUAAACGUAGCGGUUAAAGGCGUUUAUUGGCGUAGCACGAGAAUUUAGAAAAUGUUCCAUAACGUAGAUUGCGAGUUAAUAAAGAAAUGACCUAGUGCGAUGUUCAGAGUAUCGAUUAAUAUACUACGUUGAGACCAGAGAGACCAAUUUAAGAUACGUACGUUGGGAGCCUAGCCUCGUGGUUACAGAAUAUGUACUUUGUAAUACUUGAGCGUAGCGAAGAAAUUACGACCACGUGGAUGAUUAGGCCUAAAUAUUUCUAUGUUA
Ceratina calcarata is the source of this 11314-nucleotide messenger RNA. RefSeq names its product unc80, NALCN channel complex subunit (gene unc80). Gene Ontology annotation, cellular component: axon; cation channel complex. Gene Ontology annotation, molecular function: monoatomic cation channel activity. Lineage: Eukaryota; Metazoa; Arthropoda; Insecta; Hymenoptera; Apidae. The transcript is spliced from 51 exons. Bases 391 to 10866 code for a protein of 3491 amino acids. Gene Ontology annotation, biological process: monoatomic cation homeostasis. The record is from RefSeq and is a predicted model, not a curated record.